AUGGGCAGUCGCGACGGCCCCCUCUGCGCGGCGCAACCCGCGGUGGCCGAGGGCGGCCCGGUCCGCGAGCCGCUGCAGCUGCUGGAAGUGUCCCCCCGCAAGAGGCUGACCGCCGGGCCCGAGCACGACCCAUGCGGCAGCCGCCCUGCGCCCGAGGGCGCCGGGCCGGGCGCAGAGCAAGGCCACUCGGCCGGUGGGGGCGGAUGGUGCCGUCACUGCCACACGAAGCUCGCCGAGCUCAAGCGACAGGCCUGGAAGCUGGUCAGCGGGCCUGGGACACCCCUCCGGGACCCCUGCCUCUCGGCUCUGCUUCUGGACAAGCUGCCUGCGUGUCGCCCGGAGGCCGAACGCCGCUGCGAUGUCUGCGCCACCCACCUGACCCAGCUCACGCGGGAGGCCCUGCAGCUGCUGCAGGCGCCCACCAGCCGCGAGGACACCGACGCCCCCCACGGAGGCCCCAGCCUCGCGCCCCCCGGCCCCAGCACCGCCCCCAGCCUGAGGGAUGGACCGGCGCUGGCGGGCCCCGCGGGGAGGCAGUCGGGCCGCGCGGGGCCCGACAGAAGGAGGGGGCCGGCCUGGCCGUCGGGGCCCAGCGUCCAGCUGUCCGUGGCGCCUGCCGGCCUGGGUGGGGCCCUAAGCACGGUCACCAUCCAGGCCCAGCAGUGCCUGGAGGGCAUGUGGAGUGUCUCCAGGGUCAACAGCUUCCUGCCGCCGACAUGCCUGGCUGAAGCAGCGGUGGCCGCCGUGGCGGUGGCGGACACGGUCCGGGACGGGCCCCCUUCCGUGGGCUCUGAUGGUGCGUCGAAGACGUGGGGCCUGGUCAGCCCUGCCCCGGGCGCUUCCCCGGGGGGCUCCCCGGGCCCGUCAGCUGCAGCCUCCUUUUUCCUCAGUGGCGCUUCCUGGGAGGCGUCGCACGCUGACGGCGGGAGGACCUCAGCCGCAGCUGGUGGACAUCCCCAGGCGGUCCUGGGCCGGUUCCAGCGGGAGGGGGCGGGUGGCGUGGACGGGAGGCAGGGGCAGGCAGGCCUCAGGGCAGCUGGCCCUGCAGCUAGGGGCACAGGGCGGAAUGGGCCCGAGGGAGCGUCCCUGGGCCACCGGGGAGGUUGGCGUGAGCUGCGGCGGGUGUCCUGGGGGCUCCUGUUGCCCGGGGGCCCCCAGCACAUCAUCUCACUGGUGGUGCCCUCGUGUGCCCAGCUCCCCUUGCCGGGGGUGGGGGGUCCCAGGAGCCUGCGUCUUAUCAGCGUGGCCCGGGGCUGUGGGAAGUGGUGGGGGGAGGCAGGUGGCCGGGGCAUGACAGGGGUGCUGGGCAGGUGGGCACACGUGCCGGCCCACAGCCCCAGGCCAGGCGUGCAGGGCGUGGCCCAGUCCUCCAGCCUCCUGGCGGCCCAGCGGGAGGAAGCCGAGAGUGGGGGCAUCAGGGUGGGCUUCCUGGGGGAGGUGUCCUCUGAGGACGAGGAGAACUGUGUGUGCAGGAAGUCGUCCCUUCAGAACCGGACCACGGGGAGAAACCAGGUCUGUGCCCCUAGCAAGCUGGGCCCUGCAGAGAUGCGCCCCCCACCCACCCCAGGCCACGGAGGGGCAGGCGUCAGGACAGCGCUGAGUGCCCUGCCCCCCGUCCCCCCAUCCCCCUACCCCACGGACUUCAGCGGGGUCCUGCAGCUGUGGCCGCCCCCUGCACCCCCUUGCCUGCUCAGGGCCACCUCCAAGGCCAAGGACAACCCCAGCAGUGUUGGAAAGGUGAAGGUCAUGCUGCGGAUCUGGCCUGCGCAGGGGGCCCAGCGCUCGGCCGAGUCCACGUCCUUCCUCAAGGUUGACCCUCGAAAGAAGCAGGUGACCCUCUACGACCCGGCCGCCGGGCCCCCAGGCAGCACAGGCCCCCGACGCACCCCCACGGCUGCGGUCCCCAAGAUGUUCGCCUUCGACGCAGUCUUCCCCCAGGACUCGGAGCAGGCCGAGGUCUGCUCGGGGACUGUGGCCGACGUGCUCCAGUCGGUGGUCAGCGGGGCUGAUGGCUGCAUUUUCUCCUUCGGCCACUCAAGCCUCGGCAAGUCCUACACCAUGAUCGGGAGGGACAGCUCGCCGCAGAGCCUGGGCGUCGUGCCCUGCGCCAUCUCUUGGCUCUUCAGGCUCAUGGACGAGCGCAGGGAGAGGACGGGCGCCCGCUUCUCCGUCCGCGUCUCGGCCGUGGAGGUGUGUGGCCGGGGCCAGAACCUGCGGGACCUGCUGGCCGAGGUGGCCUCCGGCAGCCUGCAGGACGCCCAGUCCCCGGGCGUGUACCUGCGGGAGGACCCGGCGUGCGGUGCGCAGCUCCAGAACCAGAGUGAGCUGCGGGCACCCACGGCUGAGAAGGCGGCCUUCUACCUGGACGCGGCACUGGCCGCCCGUGAGGACGCCCGGGGAGGCUCCCACGUGCUCUUCACGCUGCACGUGUACCAGUACCGCGUGGAGAAGUGCGGUAGAGGCGGAAUGUCUGGAGGCCGCAGCCGCCUGCACCUCAUUGACCUGGGCAGCUGCGAAGAGGGCCCUGGGGGCCCCCCAUCCCUGUCCUUGUCGGCCUUGGGCAGCGUCAUCUUGGCGCUGGUCAGCGGAGCCAAGCAUGUGCCCUACAGGGAGCACAGGCUCACCGCACUGCUGCGGGAGACCCUGGCCACUGCCAGCUGCCGCACCACCAUGAUCGCCCACGUGUCUGACGCGCCGGCCCGCCAUGCCGAGACGCUCAGCACCGUGCAGCUGGCUGCCCGUGUCCACCGCCUGCGCAGGAAGAAGGUCAAGUACACGUCCAGCUCCUCUGGCGGGGACAGCUCAUGCGAGGAAGGCCAUGCCCGCCGUCCCCCGCACCUGCGCCCCUUCCACCCACGCGCCAUGGCCCCGGACCCCGACCGCCUGGCCGCCAGCUCGCCCGGCGACCCCGACUACUCCUCCAGCAGUGAGCAGUCCUGUGACACGGUCAUCUAUGUGGGGCCUGGCGGGACGGCACUGUCGGACCGCGAGCUCACGGACAGUGAGGGCCCGCCUGACUUUGUGCCCAUCAUCCCCGCCCUGAGCCGCCCCGGUCCCGCCCUGAGCCGCCCUGGUCCCGCCCCGGGCCCGCGGGAGGCCGACCACUUCCGCUGCAGCACCUUCGCGGAGCUUCAGGAGCGGCUGGGCUGCAUUCCUGGCACUGAGGGCCCCCUUGGGGCCCAGGCUGGCCCGGCUCGCGCGGGCAGGAAACCCUUGCUGCCCGAGACUGCAGCCCCCAGGACACCUGUGGGCGCUCCGCUGGCUGCCAGCACGCCUCGUGGCAGCCCCAGCCCAGAUGCCCAGCGGGGUGCCCUGGAGCCCCCCAAGGCUGGCGCUGACCAGAGAGAGGAGGGCAGCACCAGGCCUGAACUGCCCACGCCAGAUAAGGCCAAGGCGGGCGGAGGCGGGAGGCCACUGCCCAGCCCGGCCCCGCCCCCGCCUUGGCGGCCAGAGGCUGGCGGGGCCUCCGUGGAGCCUGGUGGGAGCGAUGGUGCGGGUGCAGUACGGACGCCCCCCGUGGGCAGGAGUGGGCAGGCCGAGCACCCCUGCCCGCCUGCACGUGGCCACCGGCUGGAGCGGGGCCUGCUGACCACCACGGUCACCCUGCAGCAGCCCGUGGAGCUGAAUGGGGAGGAUGAGCUGGUGUUCACGCUGGUGGAGGAGCUGUCUCUGGGGGGGCUGUCCGGCCCCGGGCGCCCCUCCAGCCUGGCCAGCUUCGGCAGCGACUGCUCCCUGCAGGCCCUGGCCUCGGGUUCGAGGCCAGUGAGCAUCAUCAGCAGCAUCAACGAUGAGUUCGACGCGUACACGUCACCGCCCCCCAGCGGGGCCCUGGACGAGGGGGCCUGGGCGGGCGGCAGCCAGAGCUCGUCCGGCAGCUCCUGGCUCAGCGAGGUCAGCGUGUGCACCGCUGACAGCCUUGGCCCCACGCCAGCGGGCCCCCCAGACUCUGUCGGCUCCGAGGUGCUGGCAGGGCCCCCCUCACUGGGCUCCUCCGUCCCGGACGGUGGCUCCCCGGAGGACAGCGGCCUUCAGUGCACAGAGCGCCGCAGACUGGACAGUCCCGGGCCCGCCCGCGGUCCUCGUCCCGCAGAGGAGGCCAUGGCGGCCCCCUGUCGACCUUGCCGGGAGCCGUCUGCCGUGUCUCCCCGGGGGCCAGCCCCCGCACAGACCCUCCACUCCAGCCUGCCCCGCACACCGAGGACUACCUCUGUGGCCAGUCGCGUGGGCUGCCCCCGCCUGGCCGCGGGCCUGCCUGGCCCCGGAGGCCUCUUUGAGGAUCCUUGGCUGCUCCGGGCCGAUGACUGUGGCCCGCCGCCCCUGGCUUCAGCCAGCAGGGCCCCCUGCCCAGCUCCAAUGCUGGCUUCUGCCCGCAGGGUCGUGGACGGCUGUGAGGUGGGCCAGGCGGCCCACAGGCCGGAAGUCGUGGCUCUGAUCCCACCCCUGCGGAGGGGGGCCACCACGCUGGGGGUGAGCACCCCCUCCGCCUCCUUUGGGGACGCCCCGGUGGAGGCAGCGGCCUGCCUGGGCGGCCCCAAGGCCACCCCCGCCAGCAAGAAGAGUGCGGCUCCCAAGGGGGGCUUCUGUGCAAGGCCUGGAGGUGUGGCCCCUCCAGCACCCCCUGUGCGCAAGUCCAGCCUGGAGCACAAGACUGGCCCGGGGCCGUCCUCUCCGCAGGCUGGGAGCCCAGCUUGGCCCGGGGCUGCUGCCUUCCUCCGAGGGGACGGGGAGGCCAGGCCUGGCGGCCGGGCUGACCACUCCAUCCCCAGGGCCACGUCCAGCCUGAAGGCACGGACCGGCAAGGCAGAGGCAGCAUGCCGACUCGCCACUCACGGGUCUCUGGAGCGCUGCGAGAGCCUGGCGCAUGGCAGCAGCAAGGCCAGGGAAGCCCCCAGCCGGCCGGCCCGCGCUGUGCCCCGGCUGGGAGUGCCGCCCACCAGCCCCACGCCCGGGCCCGCGCCGGCCUGUAGGAGCAGCCCCGCCAAGGGCGUGGGGGCCCCCAAGCCCCCCAGCAGCGGGAGCAAGGGCCGCAGUGCAGUGGCCGGCGGGCCCCGGGCCCUGGGCUCUUCGGCGAAGCCAUUGGCCCCCGUGGCGGGUAGGGCCCCUUGCGGCCCCGUGACGGGCCCCAGGGCAGCCCCACGGGCGGCGCCAGGCGUCGGGGCCAAGGCCAGCCGGGGCACCAUCAUGGGCACCAAACAGGCGCUGCGGGCCACCCACAGCCGCGUCCACGAGCUGGCUGCCGGGGGCGCCCGCAGCCGGGGUGGCGCCUCUUGGGGCUCGGCCGACUCGGACAGCGGCAACGACAGUGGCGUGAACGUGUCAGAGGAGCGGCCAGCGCUGCCCUCCCCGUACAGCAAGGUGACGGCACCCCGGCGGCCGCAGCGCUGCAGCAGCGGCCACGGCAGCGACAACAGCAGCGUGCUGAGCGGGGAGCUGCCGCCCGCCAUGGGCCGCACGGCGCUCUUCUACCACAGCGGGGGCAGCAGCGGCUACGAGAGCGUGCUGCGGGACAGCGAGGCCACGGGCAGCACCUCCUCGGCCCCCGACUCCAUGAGCGACAGCGGUGCCGCCUCCCCGGGCGCCCGUUCCCGCAGCCUCAAGUCCCCCAAGAAGCGGGCCACAGGUCUGCAGCGGCGACGGCUGAUCCCGGCCCCCCUGCCCGAUGCCGCUGCCCUGGGCCGCAAGCCCAGCCUCCCUGGGCAGUGGGUGGACCUGCCCCCACCCCUGGCUGGCGCGCUGAAGGAGCCCUUCGAGAUCAAGGUGUAUGAGAUUGAUGAUGUGGAGCGCCUGCAGCGUCGCCGUCUGCCCCCCAGGGAGGGCCCGGCGGAGGGCCUGGUGUGCGUCGGUGCCAGGCUGCGGCUGGCCGAGCGCAGGCUGCAGCGGCUGCAGGAGGUGCAGGCGAAGCGGGAGCUGCUACGCGGGGAGCUGGCCGAGACCCAGGGCCGGCUGAUGCUGGAGCCGGGCCGCUGGCUGGAGCAGUUCGAGGUGGACCCGGGGCUGGAGCCUGAGUCGGCCGAGUACCUUGUGGCCUUGGAGCGUGCCACGGCCGCCCUGGAGCAAUGCGUGAACCUGUGCAAGGCCCACGUCAUGAUGGUCACCUGCUUCGACAUCAGUGCCGCCACCCCUGCCGCCGCCCCGGGGCCCCAGGAGGUGGACGUCUGA
Odocoileus virginianus texanus is the source of this 6159-nucleotide messenger RNA. NCBI's taxonomy places the organism in Eukaryota, Metazoa, Chordata, Mammalia, Artiodactyla, Cervidae. The record is from RefSeq and is a predicted model, not a curated record.